Molecule: messenger RNA, 917 nt
Organism: Microplitis mediator
Lineage: Eukaryota; Metazoa; Arthropoda; Insecta; Hymenoptera; Braconidae
Exons: 3
Coding region: 101-817 (238 amino acids)
Source: RefSeq, a predicted model, not a curated record
GAAGCGCACUAUGAUUCUCGCUACACAAUAAAAAAAUUUAUACAGUUGAUAAGUUUUUUUGUUAAUUGGUUGAUAAAUUUUGAAUAAUUUUACCGGGACAAUGAAGACUAAAAAACCUGUGAAAUACGACACAAAUCAGCUCAUUAAAAUAUCUCAAGUUAGGAACAACUGUAAAAUUGUGUCAAUCCUCACGAUGCUUUCUUUCAUAGGUGUAGGAGCUUACAUUGCCUUUUUGGCCCGGACAAUGACUGAUUACGAAAUGUGUUAUGAUUGCUAUGGUACACUAAUAGGUGUGUAUUUGUCUUUUUUUGUAAAAAUGAUAUCAUUUUUUCGGUAUGUCAUUCUGGGAGACUGGCAUAUAAAUCCACGUGAAUAUCGGUGUAAAGAUUUUAUUAUGGGGAUCGCUGUUUCUGUAAGGGUGAUAUUAUCAUCUCUGUUUGCCAUUCUAGAACAAUGGAAAUAUCGAUGCAAAAACUUCUCUCCAUUUGGGCUAAGAGAAAUAACCGUGACUGUAAUGUUAUUGUUAACUCUGUACACAUGGCUCUGCAUGACCGAAGAGGAUUUCAUAAUGAUAUAUGGUCACAAAUGCCGAUUACAAAAGUUAAUAUUUCCCAUAGCACAUAAUUUUAUUUUUGGAACUUUUAUUAUUGAAUUUCUACUUUGGUCGAAUCUUAUAUCCGAAAAGAUCCAGAAGGAUAUCAUGUCUUUAAAAUCCAUCAUUUGUGGUAAUUCUUCGAUAUGUCCGCAGCGUUUAGCUGAGAAUUCAACUUCUUUGAAUAAAGUCAUAAAACUCGAAUCCAAGGCUUUUUUGGAUUGAUCAUGUUUUUUAUGUUUUGUAUUUAUGUAUCUCGACUAAGUAAGCCAAUUUAUUAAACAUCAAAGCUUAGUACCCAGUGCAUUUCAUCCUCCGUGUAUCA